Molecule: messenger RNA, 1313 nt
Organism: Thermothielavioides terrestris NRRL 8126
Lineage: Eukaryota; Fungi; Ascomycota; Sordariomycetes; Sordariales; Chaetomiaceae
Product: SPT3-like protein
Exons: 2
Coding region: 87-995 (302 amino acids)
Biological process (GO): transcription by RNA polymerase II
Cellular component (GO): SAGA complex
Molecular function (GO): transcription coregulator activity; protein heterodimerization activity
Source: RefSeq, a predicted model, not a curated record
AAUCCUCUUCAAAGGAGAAGAAUGGAUUUGAAAGCGCGGAACCACACCCCCGUGAAGCGAUCGCUAACUACCUCGAACUUCAGAUGAUGUACGUGUCCGGCGAGACGGGAGAACCCUCAGUCGAGACGACAAGCAUCAUCGAGGACAUCGUGCGCCAGCAGGUCAUUGAGAUUCUCCGAAACUGUACCGAGCUAGCUGCCCGCCGCGGCUCGCGUUCCAUCACGAUCAACGACCUCAUCUUUCAGAUUCGCGACGACGCUCCCAAGGUGUCCCGGCUGCGCACUUUCCUCUCGUGGAAGGACGUGCGCAAGAAUGUCAAGGACUCGGACGACAAGGGCGGCGACGCUGAUUUGGGCGCCGGCGAGGAUCCCGUCGGCGGGGUCGUCGCCGGCGGCCCGGUGGACGAUUCGGCAAAGAAGAACAAGAAGGCCAAGGUCGGCCUGCCCUGGGAGCCGGCGUCGUUCUUCUCGGUCGAGGUGCCCGAGCGCGAGGACGAGGAGGACGAGGAGGAAGAGGAGAUGAACCACAUCACGCUGCAGCGGCUGCGCAAGGCGGACGAGCGCACCAAGGCGAUGACGAAGGAGGAGUACGUGACGUGGUCCGAGUACCGGCAGGCAUCGUUCACCUACCGCAAGGGCAAGCGGUUCCGCGAGUGGGCCGGCUUCGGCAUCGUCACGGACAGCAAGCCGUCGGACGACAUCGUCGACAUCCUCGGCUUCCUGACCUUCGAGAUGGUGCAGACGCUCACGGAGGAGGCGCUCAAGAUCAAGGAGAACGAGGACCUGUACCGCGAGCGCACGGGCGAGAACGCGGGCAAGAAGCGCAAGGCGCCCGGCGGCGGCGGCCUCUUCGACCCGCCCGGCGAGGGCCGCACCCCCGUCGAGCCGCGCCACAUCCAGGAGGCCUUCCGCCGGCUCCAGCAGCGGCCAAAGAAGUACCGGGCCAUGCUCAACGGCACGAGGCUGCAGCAGCGGACGACUCUCAGGCUGAUUUGAGGGCUCUGGCUUGGGCUGAAGGCGUCUAGGGGCGUUUGGGGGCUUACGGAUGGGAUGGGAUGCCUUACGGAUUUCAGCGUUUUGUUUCGCUUGGUGAGGGAAACAUUGUUGACUGUACGGAAUAGUGUACAUACCCGGGUAACGUAUUGAUGGAUGAUUUCAGCGCACCAGUGAAGGGAACCUGCAUGCAUCCUGGUGCGGCAUGUUGUGUGCAGAGAUACGAACCGGACAAUGAUAUGUGUGUAAGUCUCCGUCUUCCGCCUCAUUACCAUUCCCCUGAACUGAUACUCGUCCUAUACCAAUCUCUGCUUGUCCCCC